AUAAUUGUCACUAUAAUAUUUAUAGUAAACAGUCGUCGUUGUCGGACACUGGUAGCAUAUUAUAGUUGUAGUAGUCCUCAAGGUACAUCGGCACUGCCUGCGUCCGUGCGCGUUUCGUUAGAAAAAAAGAAGAAGUGCAAUUAACCUAAUCGUACUAACCACUGCCUUAAUCGUUUUUUAUUUUUUUUCAAAAACCUUUUAACGUUUUUUUUAGUGCUCUUCUGUGUUAUCUGCGAGUGUCGUCGUAACCGUGCGGUUUCGUCGACGUACACUCGGAUAACGCGAAAUACGCGUAGGCGUCUAUAUAAUGUCGUGUAAAAACUCGGUUUGAUCGCGAGUUUCCUCGGGUCGCCCGGCCGCUGCAGUCAUGCCCGGCACGUUGUCGUACGACCGUCGGCGCGUCGACGGCCGCGGUACGAUCGGCGGCACGGGAGGAGGAGAACGCGCGCCGUGUCGUUAUUACGCCACGGAAAGGAGGCGGAACAGGUAUUCGUCGUUUUCCAUCAUGAAACUGUUCCGAAGGAGCAAGCACUGCGACGGCGACGACGACGACGAUUCGGCCUGGUUCCGGGACGAUCUGCAGCGCAUCCGGCAAGCGUACCGGGAACAGGAACCGGACUACGCGGCGGUGACGCCGACGGCGGAUCGUCGCAGGCCCGCGGCCGCGGCCACGUGGUCCAGGUGGUCCGGGAGCACGACGACCGUGUACAGUUUCGCGUACGUGGACGGAGCGCCGCGGGACGACGACGAGAGGACGGGACGAGACGGACGUCGCGCAGACGGCGACGACGACGACGACGUGGUCGAGUACAUCGACGCGGCCACGCUGCCGGUGGCGCACCGGCGACGGACGGGCCGCGAGCGGUCGCAGACGCCGUCCGCCGGGACUAGUGGCCGCGCCGGCCAGACGACCGGGACGAUGACGGCCACCAGGCGACGAAACAAGCGGAUCGCUCCGCCUCCGCCGGCGGCUCAGAUCGAGACGGCCGCCGCCGCCGCCGCCGCCCCGACUACGGUACAGCGACGCGCGGCCGGCACGAUCUCCAGGAAAAAGUAUAGGGCGCCUCAGCCGCCCGCGCCGCCGGCGAACGGGUCUUCGGAACCGAGGCCGCAGCAGCAACGCGGCCAGCAGGCCUGUCGUCGGGCGGCGCCGGUGCGACGGCGCAGAAAGGGUCCGGCGCCAAAGCCGCCCGUCGUACAACAGCAGCCGUCGCCGCCGCCGCCCGUCGCGGCCGUCGAGGCCGGUUCGAACGUCAAGCGAAAAAUCUCUCAGUACGAGAGGGACCGGCUCAUGGAGCGGGUGGACAAGAUCGAAAAGCAUUUUUUCGACAAGACGGCGGCGGCGGCGGCUCCGAAGGCGGAAACGGCGGGGGCGGCGGCCGUCCGUCGCCACGGGUUCGCCUCCCCGGCGGCGCUGUACACGGCCAUGGCCGCCACGAACCUGACCGAGUUGGACAAACGGGCGGCCGAGAUAUGUCGGCAGAGGAACCAGCGCGGUUAUCCGACGGCGGCCGCGCCGCUGACGGCCGACCACAAGAACGCCAUCGUGUCGGCCGUCAUCCGGAAGUCGUACCCGACGGCGACGGCUGCCGACGGGGUCGGACGACCGGACCGGCUGCAGCCGCAGCGGCCGACGACGUCCGCCGCGGCCGCGGACGACGAAAAGCGGCUCGUGCGACACAAACGUUUGGCGUUUUUCCAGCAACAGCGGCCGACGGGACGAGCGGACGAGCGGCCGGCGACCCGCACCGUCGGCAAAAACGCGGCGACGGCCGCCGCCGACAAGACCGUCGCCGCCGCCGCCGCCGCGGUCCCCAGCACGCUGUCGCGCCGAACGACGCAGACCGAGUCGGCCGCCGCGGCGGCGAAAAAGUCCGAAGUCGACGCGACACCCGCGACCGACGCGGCCGUCCGGACGGGCGGCGGUGGGUGUUCGUCAGCUGCAGACACUAAAAAUUUGACAUCUGAAGAUAAAGAUAAUAAUUGUUAUCAGCAAUUAAUGGCCAUGGAAAUGCAAAGUGACCUAGUACUUCAUAACGGCCCCUUUGAGUGCGCUGUGUGUUUAUGUACAUAUGAUAAUAAUGGCGUUGUGUUACGUGAUUGUUUGCAUGUAUUUUGUAGGCUUUGUCUGCAAAUGACGAUCGAUCAUUCGAAAGCCGAACAAGUUGAAUGUCCUUACAUAGAUGAUCGGUACUCUUGUACCGGGGUAUUGCAACACCGUGAAAUAAAAAAGAUAUUGGACUCUGACGAAAAGUAUGAAAGAUUUUUGCAAAGGUCAGUAGAACGAGCCAGACAGUUGUUAGCGAAAGAGCAUAACGGUGGAUCAUUUCAGUGCAGACGACCCGACUGUCCUGGUUGGUGUUUGAUUUACGAUAAGAAUAACGUCUUGGAAUUUAAAUGUCCUGUUUGUGGGACAGUAACGUGCGUUCGAUGUGGUUCAAUUCAUACACAAGGGAGAGGAUGUAAAAAGUUAAUUGAAACAAAUGACGACGAUUGCACGCUUGAGAAUCUUAUUGAUCGCGGAGAUGCUAUGCUGUGCCCAGGAUGUAAUACAGUUCUGUCAAAGCAGCAGGGUUGCGAUUGGAUUAAAUGUGCGGUAUGUUUUAUGGAGAUUUGCUGGGCGACUAAAGGUCCAAGAUGGGGACCUAAAGGAAAAGGAGAUACUACAGGAGGAUGUAAGUGUGGCAUACCACCCGGAAGAAAAUGUCACACUGACUGUAAAUAUUGCCAUUAAGUAUAAAUGGAUUUAGUUGUACAGUGUACUUAGAAAUUAAUUUAAUUCACUGCUUGGAAAGUUCCUAAAAAAUAAUUAGCUCACCUCAAAAAAGGAACUUUGUUCAUUCCCAUUUAGGCUUGAUAAAUUAUCCUAUCCCUUUCCUCAUUCCUAAUAUACAAAGGAACAUAAUAUUUCGUUUUUUAUUUAUUUUUUAGUUAUAUAAAUUAAAAACGAUUUUUAUUUCUUCUAAUUUUUAAUUUUGUACGAAGAUUUUCGAUGUAUAAACUGUGUGUCUGUUUCACUGUAUGCACUAUGUUAUUUCUAAUGCAAUGAUAUUAUGGCUAAUGUUUUGAUAAUUUAUAACAGAUAAUUAGUAUACAACAUUUAAUAAUAAAAAUAAUUUUUGUUUAAGCAAAUCAAAAUAACCAAGUUCAAUCAUUAAAAGCGAUCCUGUAAUUUUUUUUUUUUUUAUAUGGACCUAGACGUUAUUAUGUUAAUGUAUCAGACUGUAAUAAUAUUUAUUACUGUACCUACCUACUGAAAAAAAAAUGUUGCGUGUUGUUGGAAUAAAUAAAUAUAAGUAAUGUUCAAAUAUGUUUA
Aphis gossypii (cotton aphid) is the source of this 3316-nucleotide messenger RNA. Its product is annotated as E3 ubiquitin-protein ligase lubel-like. Lineage: Eukaryota; Metazoa; Arthropoda; Insecta; Hemiptera; Aphididae. Bases 368 to 2734 code for a protein of 788 amino acids. The record is from RefSeq and is a predicted model, not a curated record. Gene Ontology annotation, biological process: positive regulation of canonical NF-kappaB signal transduction; protein linear polyubiquitination; proteasome-mediated ubiquitin-dependent protein catabolic process. Gene Ontology annotation, molecular function: ubiquitin-protein transferase activity; ubiquitin binding. The transcript is spliced from 7 exons. Gene Ontology annotation, cellular component: LUBAC complex.